CAUUACUCACCUUUCACUCGCAGUCGGCUUCUGUUUCAAGGUUUCUCAGACGAUAUGGUGUCUGUGUCUGCACUCUUUCUCCGUAUUCGCACAAAGACCUUUCGACGACAUGCGUGGAAGAGCGUGAAUAAUCACUACGAAGGUUCCUUUCUUGACACAAUGUUGUGUCCAUGAGCCGAUAAAUAGGAUUUCGGGCCCGAGAACAAGAACUUCCGUGUCAUGAGGGAAUGCGGGCUAUUUCGCAACGUAAAACCCACCAUUUACCGCAUACACCGGGAUAUACUCUCGCUGAAUAAGACCAGAGUUUAUGUCAUCUAGGCAAACGACCCACUGGAAUAAAAAGGCACUGUGUCCCAGAAGCCAUUCAGCUUCAGCAUUCCACAACUAUGGCAGAUCUUAACAUGGCUACAGUGAUGUCAUUGUCUGGUCGAGUAGGCCUUGUUACAGGCGGAGGAACAGGGAUAGGAUUUAUGAUUGCCAAAGCUUUUGCUGCAAACGGAGCGAAAGUAUACAUCACUGGACGUAGGCUGGAUGUGCUAGAGCAGGCUGCAACGUCAGUCACAGGCAUUCCAGGAUCCAUUGUCCCAAUCCAGAUGGACGUCACAGACGAAGAGAGCAUCAAGGCCGGGGCGAAGCACAUUGAAGGAAUCGACGGCAAGCUCGAUAUCCUCGUCAACAAUGCCGGAUUUUCCGCCUCCCUUCGUGACCCAGACUUCGUCGCGAAGAAAUACGCUGCCGAGGAUCCUUUUGAACCCGAGACCGUACAGAACUGGGCUGACAUUUUCGCGCUUAACACGAUCGCGCCGUUCUUCGUCGUACGCGCCUUCCAAUCCCUCCUCGUCAAAGGAGCUCAGUCCCGUGUCCGAGGCACCUCAAGCGUCAUCAAUGUCAGCAGCACAGGGGCAAAGAUAAACACAUUGGGCCCCAUGGGCUCUGUCGCCUACACUGCAACAAAAUCUGGUUUGGAAAAGCUCACACUUGUUCUAGCUACGAGUUUUGCUGGGAGGGAUAUCCCGAUUCGGGUGAAUGUACUGGCGCCCGGCUUGUUUGCGUCUGAGCUGGUUAGUCCUGAGGUUUUGGAAUCGAUCAAAACCAAGCCAUUGCCUGGGUUUGUCGCGCCGAUUCCUGCGAAGAGGCAAGGGACUGAGGCGGAGAUGGGAAUGACAGCGGUCUACUUGGCUGUGUCGGAUUAUACGAACGGGACAGUUCUGAGCGUCGAUGGUGGAGUAUCGCUGGUGAAUCCUUGAAUAUUUGAUCAUCUGAUCUUGCAUGGAAUCAAACUUGUUUUCCUUUCCAACACUACCAUCCCCUGUAGACAUCCUGCAAGGAAUGUGGC
This is a messenger RNA of Desarmillaria tabescens, 1336 nucleotides long. RefSeq lists its product as uncharacterized. The transcript is spliced from 6 exons. NCBI's taxonomy places the organism in Eukaryota, Fungi, Basidiomycota, Agaricomycetes, Agaricales, Physalacriaceae. The coding region runs from base 387 to 1247 and encodes 286 amino acids. The record is from RefSeq and is a predicted model, not a curated record.